Molecule: messenger RNA, 1970 nt
Organism: Hylaeus anthracinus
Lineage: Eukaryota; Metazoa; Arthropoda; Insecta; Hymenoptera; Colletidae
Gene: pn
Product: exopolyphosphatase PRUNE1
Exons: 6
Coding region: 885-1829 (314 amino acids)
Cellular component (GO): cytoplasm
Molecular function (GO): exopolyphosphatase activity
Source: RefSeq, a predicted model, not a curated record
CAAGAAAAGGGAAUCGGUCGCAAACGAUGUCCACAUCGCGAACUCCGCAGCGAGUCCGACUCGGUGAGCCUCGGUCGAUCGUCGCAGAUUCGAAGGCAUGCUCGAGAUGCGUCGACAUAUUUCGAAAACAAAAAUAGAAACACAAUCGACGGUUCUACAAAGUCGAAGAUACGAGCUACGAUAAGUCUAGGCCUUCGACAAACGUCGUAUACUGUAUAGAGUGUAUCUACGAUUAUAAGACAUCCCAACAUUCACGGGUCUACCGAGUAGACUCUACUCGAGGUUUGAUAAAUCUGCUUCACCGUAGAAUCGGAAUAGUAACAACAACGAUAGUAGAGUGUAUCAAAACAAACUAACAACCUCGAGCAAGGAUUAGAAUAUUCUAUUCGGGAUGUUUCGUAGCUUCGACACCCUAUACAUCGUAGGUUUGCACGAGGUCGACAAAUUCUUCGUAAAUAAUGAGAAAAUCAUUUCUACGCGUUUCACCUUUAAAAGGACAGAGACGUCGACGCUCGUCGGUUCGUCGAUACUCGCGAAUAUUUGUAUCGUCGAACGCGAAUUCGUUGACGGCCAAAAAUUCGCGUAUAAAAGAACGUAUCGGUUGACGAUAAAGAUGCGGGCGGGCUCGUGAGAAUCGCGAACGUAGACGAGCGUCGGGGUAACGAAUGCCGCGGCUUCGUAGCAAAUGAUGGGCUCUACAUUAAACAGAAAACGAAGAAUUUGCGUGUCACGUGGACAACUUCGUCAAGUACAAAAGAAUUCGCAUCGUUUUGGGUAACGAAACGUGCGAUUUAGAUUCCGCCGUGUGUACUCUGGUCCAGGGAUACUCCGAAUAUCUGGAUGCAACGAAAAGUAACGAAAAGGAUUUAAUAAUAAUUCCAUUGAUGAAUAUACUCGAGGACGAAUAUCGCACGAAAACGGAAGUUGUGUAUUUUCUGGAACGCUUCGACAUAUUCUCGAGCGGCCUAAUAUUUCGGAAUCAGAUAGAUCUGAAAGCCUUGAAGGAGGAUGCUGGAAAACAUCUGGAACUUAUACUCGUCGAUCACCAUAACCUCUCGGAAGAAGACGUUUUUCUAACGGAUUCUGUAAUCGAGGUCAUCGAUCAUCGACCUCAAGACGCGCGAUGGCCUUGGCCCGGUAGAAAGGUUCGCUUAGAAACCGUCGGCAGCUGCGCAACUCUGGUGGCGCAAAAUUUCAUCCGCAAGCAUCCGGAAAUGUUAGACGGCCUGCUCUCGAGGCUUUUACGAGGUCCGAUUCUGGUCGACACUAGUAAUUUCUCGAAGGAGGCAGACCGCGCCACAUCCACCGACGUUGAGGUUACGGAAGCUCUCGAGAGGAUCGGUUGUCUGGAAAUCGAUAGAUCCGAAGAAUUCGACUCGAUCCUGAAAGCGAAAGCCGAUAUAAGCAAACUAACUGCGCAGGAUCUUCUGAUCAAAGACUUGAAAGUUGCCGCUGGAGUGCCGAUAGUCGGAAUGCCUAUACUAGUCGAAAAUUUUCUGAAGCUCCCGAACGCGGAUGCGGCUCUUCGAAGUUUCGCCGAAUCCAGAAACACCGCGAUCGUCGUUCUGCUGGGAAUGGAAUUGAAACAGCAGAAACUAUCGCGAGAUGUUGCUAUUUUCUCGCUUCCUGGCGAUGAAGCGAAAGAAAAGAUAGUAGAAGCGCUCGUUUCGUCCACGCAACCGCCUCUCGAGUUGACCUUCACGACGGAAAUCCACGGAGAGCGCGACAAGUACAGCUUGUCGCAUUACACGCAAGGAAAUCUGCGCGCUACGCGGAAGCAAGUACUGCCGAUUGUUCGGGACACGAUGUUGUCGCAUUGUGGGUGCUGAAGAAAACUCGGAGCGGAAGAGGAAGAGCAUUACAGUCAAGGAAGGGCGUUCUUACAAAGUUUCAAAUUGAAACAUGGGAGAAGCAAGGUUAAUUUCGAGGUACACUUAUGCAGAAACUGGAACAAAUAUAAUAUUAUUCUG